GCUCGUGCUCCCUCUGACGAAGGCAGCCAGUCCAAACUCCCCCACGACACCGCCUCCCAAGAACAACAACAUCAACACGACAUUGAGCAUCCCACUCCCAAAGUCGAGCAACACCCGAUCGAAGGAGCCUGGAUCUUGCCCCGCAACCUCUGGAUCAUCGCACGCUACAAGACGCUCCCCUUCAUCGUCAAGAUCUUUACCCACGGCACAUCUGUCGACGUACACGCCUUGCAGUCGCACGAAAAGGAGAGUGGCGAGGGGAGCCGUAUGCAGGCCAUGCAUGCCCGUGCGAAACAGUAUGAUAACAAGGUCGAGCACUUGUAUUCGUUCGUUCAAGUUAUGACGGCGUGCACUGCUAGUUUUGCCCAUGGGUCGAAUGAUGUGGCGAAUGCUAUUGGACCGUACUCGGCCAUUUACUCUGUGUGGAAGACUGGAAAGGUCGUUGGAAAGGAGAGUGAGGUUCCCGUCUGGAUUUUGGAGGAGGGAGAAAAUGAGAUACUGAUGAUUUGGUUAGAUGGCUAUAAUAUCAUGCGUGUGUUGGGCAAUCGACUUACCCUCCAAUCGCCUUCUCGUGGAUACUCUAUGGAGUUGGGAUCGGCCAUUACUGUCAUUCUCGCUUCUCAGUAUGGUAUCCCCGUCUCGACUACCAUGUGCAUCACCGGCGCCACUCUGGGUGUUGGCUUGUGCAACGGCGAUC
This is a messenger RNA of Acaulospora colombiana, 697 nucleotides long. The record is from the annotation of a GenBank genome assembly. NCBI's taxonomy places the organism in Eukaryota, Fungi, Glomeromycota, Glomeromycetes, Diversisporales, Acaulosporaceae.